This is a messenger RNA of Monoraphidium neglectum, 2199 nucleotides long. RefSeq names its product dynein heavy chain. The transcript has 15 exons. Gene Ontology annotation, molecular function: minus-end-directed microtubule motor activity; ATP binding; dynein light intermediate chain binding. Bases 1 to 2199 code for a protein of 732 amino acids. Lineage: Eukaryota; Viridiplantae; Chlorophyta; Chlorophyceae; Sphaeropleales; Selenastraceae. The record is from RefSeq and is a predicted model, not a curated record. Gene Ontology annotation, cellular component: dynein complex. Gene Ontology annotation, biological process: microtubule-based movement.
AUGGUGGUGCCCGACAUGGAGCAGAUCUGCGAGAUCAUGCUGUUCAGCGAGGGCUUCGACACCGCCAAGGCCCUGGCAAAGAAGAUGACCGUGCUGUACAAGCUGGCCGCCGAGCAGCUGUCCAAGCAGCACCACUACGACUUUGGCCUGCGCGCCCUCAAGAGCGUGCUGGUCAUGGCGGGCGCCCUCAAGCGCGGCUCCCCGGGCAUGUCGGAGCAGCUCGUGCUGAUGCGGGCGCUGCGGGACAUGAACCUGCCCAAGUUUGUGUACGACGACGUGCCGCUCUUCCUGGGCUUGGUUGAGGACCUGUUCCCGGGGCUGGACUGCCCGCGGGUGCGCUACCCCCGUCUGAACGACGAGGUGGAGGCUGAGCUGGCGGCCGCAGGGUACCAGGUCCUGACGGCCCCUGGCAACCAGGUGGACAAGGUGGUGCAGCUGUAUGAGGUGAUGCUCACGCGCCACACCACGAUGGUGGUGGGCCAGACCGGCGGUGGCAAGAGCGUCAUCCUGCAGGCCCUGGCACGCGCGCAGGGGCGCCUGGGGCGCAAGACCACGCUGAGCGUGCUCAACCCCAAGGCCAUCAGCGUGUCUGAGCUGUACGGGGUGCUGGACAAGGACACGCGCGACUGGACAGACGGCCUGCUGGAGCUGAACAAGCCGCUGCCGCCGGAGAGGGAUGAGGCCCGCUACAUCGUUUUUGACGGCGACGUCGACGCGGUGUGGGUCGAGAACAUGAACAGCGUGAUGGACGACAACAAGCUGCUCACGCUGCCAAACGGCGAGCGCAUCCGCCUGGCGCCGCACGUCAAGCUGCUGUUCGAGGUGGCGGACCUGCAGUACGCGUCACCCGCCACCAUCAGCAGGUGCGGCAUGGUGUUUGUGGACAGCCGCAACCUUGGCUGGCGCCCCUUCCUCUGGCGCUGGCUCAACGGCCGCACCGCCCCCGGCGAGGCCGACGCGCUGCGGCCGCUCUUUGAAAAGUACGCGGCCCCCGGCAUCGACUGGGUGGUUGAGGGGCUUGACGGCGGCGACGUUGUCAAGAGGCCGGCCCAGAGCGUCCCGCUGACGGGCCUGAACCUGCUGGCGCAGCUGUGCGGCCUGCUGGACGCGACACUAGGGGGGGCGGGCGCAGGGGAGGGCGCGGAGGGCGGGGGCAAGGUGCUGGACCCGCAGGUGCUGGAGGGCCUGUUCAUCUUCUGCUGUGUGUGGUCCAUCGGCGCCUGCCUCGUGCAGCGCCCAGAGGCCAAAGAGCGCGAGCGGUUCGACGCCUUCAUCUGCAGCAUCGCUGCUAUGGGCACGAUCGACAGCGACAGGGUAUCUCCCGGGCAGCUGCCAUCUCGCUCGCUGUACGAGUACUGCUUCGACGCCAAGGACGGCUGCUGGCGCUCCUGGAAGAGUCAGGUUGGACCUUACGUCCCCCCGGCGGACGGCGCGUUUUCCAAGAUACUCGUCCCCACGGUGGACACCGUCAGGUCCACCUGGCUGCUCAAGACCGUCGCCGGCGCCGGCCGCCCCUGCCUGUUUGUGGGCGACAGCGGCACCGCCAAGAGCGUCACCAUCUCGGCCUUCCUGGCCGGCCUGGACCAGUUCUGGCCCGCCACGUCGCGCACGCUGGGGUUCAGCAGCAGGACCAGCAGUACGGACGUGCAGCGCGCCAUCGAGGACUGCGUGGAGAAGCGCACCAAGGACACGUACGGGCCCCCCGUGGGCAAGCGCCUGGUGCUGUUCAUCGACGACCUCAACAUGCCGCGCGUGGACGCGUACGGCACGCAGCAGCCCAUUGCGCUGCUGCGGCAGGUGGUGGAGCGGCGCGGCAUGUACGACCGCGGCAAGGAGCUGGGGUGGAAGAACCUCAAGGACGUGCAGGUGGUGGGCGCCAUGGGGCCGCCCGGCGGCGCGCGCAACAGCGUGGACCCCCGCUUCAUCAGCCUGUUCAGCGUGUUUGAGAUCGCGACGCCCUCCAACGACAACCUGAGGGCCAUCUACCAGACCAUCCUCGCCGGCCACCUGGCACGCAUGCCAGAUGCAGUUCGUGAAGGCCUCGGCGAUGGCGGCGGCCUGACAGACGCGACCCUGGAGCUCUUCUCGCACGUGGUGGAGCGCCUGCCGCCCACGCCCAGCCGCUUCCACUACGUCUUCAACCUGAGGGACCUCAGCCGGGUGUAUGAGGGCCUGCUGCGCGCCACGCCCGCCAAGUGA